AUGGCUGGUCAACAGACGCAGAUUUUUGAAGACGAACUACCUCUGAUUCGAUGCCUUCCUGAGUUAGAUAACUUUCGCAACAAGCGCACACUAACCGACCUCUCGAUUGAGGUAGGUAAACAUCGCAAUACUUUCAUCGCCUUCUCCGAUUUAAAGCUACAAAACAACGUCGUGCUGCAUGUGCACAAGGUUGUUUUGGCCUCCAGAAUAGUCUCGCUGCGUAAUUCCGUGUGUAGAAUGCCCAAAGCGGGGAAGGCUGUCCUUCAAUGGCCAACAGUCUCUUCUGAAGUCGCUAAACCCCUAAUUGAAUAUGUUUAUACGGGCCAGCUGAAGGUCAACGAAGCCCAUGCUGCCGGUCUGGUAAUGCUUUCAAAACAACUUUUACUGCCUCACGUUGAAGAGUGGGUGCUGGGUUUUAUGGCUGUCAGGCUAAAUGCUGGCAAUAUUGCAAAUAACUGGAAUUUUGCGCGAAUGCUACACAACGACCAGUUACAGAACGCCUGCCUCGAGCAUAUCAAGAAAACAUUUGAGACCACAAUCGCAAGCGAUUUUUUCCUGCAGCUGCCGUUAGACAGUGUCUUGUCCAUUUUGCGGGCAGAUGACCUUGAAGUGGACAAUGAAGAACGAGUGUUCGAGGCGAUUCGACUGUGGGUCAGCCCAAGUGGUGAAGUAGAUAACACCCGAGUGGUUCACGCAGCAGAAAUGAUGAGGGAAGUACGAUGGAAUCGAGUAAAUCCCGACUUCCGAUACAAACUACUUGAGAAUGAGGGCUUUUGGAAUACGAAUGUUGAGUGUUUACGACUUCUAGGCCGUAUAUCUGGCUGGUUUGAAGGCCCAUCUUUAAGGACGGGUAGAGAGUGUCCAUUUAAUGAUAAUCGCAGAAGUGCAUUUGAUGACAUCUGUCUUGUCGGUACUUCGGCAGCCAGCAGUCAAUCGGUAUUGAUAAAGUACGAUACCGUGACAAGCACUUCAGAGCAGCUGGAAAUAUUAGGGAACCGAAGCUCUGCAGCCUUUGUCGGUAUUGAGGGUGAGUUUCAAGCAGCUUCAUGA
Dibothriocephalus latus is the source of this 1050-nucleotide messenger RNA. Lineage: Eukaryota; Metazoa; Platyhelminthes; Cestoda; Diphyllobothriidea; Diphyllobothriidae. The record is from the annotation of a GenBank genome assembly.